AUGGCGUUCCUGCAGCAGAUCCGUUCCCCUCGCCUCUCCUUUAUCCAGACGGUGCUUUCUCUCUUCCUGGGCGGCACGGCCCUCAUGUCCUCCUACUGGUGCGAGGGGCAGCAGAAGGUGCCAAAGCCGCUUUGUACGCCCACCAAGCACAGCAACUGCAUCCCUGUUCCCGGCGUCUCCAACUCCAACAUCCAGUUCUCCUGGGAGACGGGGGACGACCGCUUUGUCUUCCCCACCUUUCAUACUGGCCUGUUCCUGACCUGUGAGGAGAACAUCUACACAGACGCAUGGGAGGAGAAGUGUCGAGGGUUUUAUACUUUGACUCCAGGAUCUGAAAAAGGUCUGCUUGGGAUGGUGGGCCACAUGAUGUUCAUGCAGGUGUUUCAGACCACUGCCUCAAUGGGACCAGAGGACUUCAAGCCUCACAGCUAUGGCUACUCAUGGGCAUUCUAUGUGGCCUGGUUUGCCUUUACUGUCUGCAUGUCUGCCGGUGUCUCCACUCUGAACAACUACACCAAGAAGGUCCUGAUGGUGGGGCCCAGACGUAACUCCGGCCUCAACGCCUGCAGCUUUAACUUCGUGGGGCUCCUUCCUCCGGCUCCUUAUUACACCCCUGCGAACCCAGCCAUCACCCUGGCCUGUCCCCCAUCUCCCCCCAGGAUCUCUCACCUGUCUCCCUACUACGAGCCCCCGUCAGCAGCGUUACCGGCCCACACGCCGAGGCUCACGCACUCCCACUCCCUGCCUCUCCCCCACUCCGACUCCUUCCCUCCACCCCCUUCCCACCCUGCACCUGCAUCCCCGUUCCACCGCCUCUCCCUGCCCUCUCCGUCUCCAUUGCCCAUCCCGCCCGUCCACAUGACCCUCCCAGGAUACCAGAACCGCUACGAGCCGGAGGAGGACUACAGCCCACUUUGA
Molecule: messenger RNA, 918 nt
Organism: Morone saxatilis (striped sea-bass)
Lineage: Eukaryota; Metazoa; Chordata; Actinopteri; Moronidae
Product: germ cell-specific gene 1-like protein
Exons: 4
Coding region: 1-918 (305 amino acids)
Cellular component (GO): plasma membrane
Source: RefSeq, a predicted model, not a curated record